Salmo salar (Atlantic salmon) is the source of this 839-nucleotide messenger RNA. RefSeq names its product homeobox protein HoxC9ba (gene hoxc9ba). Gene Ontology annotation, cellular component: nucleus. Lineage: Eukaryota; Metazoa; Chordata; Actinopteri; Salmoniformes; Salmonidae. Gene Ontology annotation, molecular function: RNA polymerase II cis-regulatory region sequence-specific DNA binding; DNA-binding transcription factor activity, RNA polymerase II-specific. The record is from RefSeq and is marked provisional. Gene Ontology annotation, biological process: DNA-templated transcription; anterior/posterior pattern specification; proximal/distal pattern formation.
AUGUCGACCACGGGUCCCAUAAACAAUUAUUAUGUGGAUUCUUUGAUAAACCAUGAGAGCGAGGAUGUGCUGACAUCGCGGUUCUCAGCCCCAGAGCUUCUCCCCGCCGGUUCUCGACCGACGACACUAGCACCAGAGUGCUCCGAAUAUCCCUCCUGCAGUUUUGCGCCGAAACCUUCUGUCUUUACCUCCUCCUGGGGCCCAGUUCACCCCCAGUCUUCAGUGGUAUACCACCCAUACACCCACCAACCACACAUUGGAACGGACUCGAGGUAUGUUCGCUCAUGGCUAGAGCCCAUAUCUGGAACAAUAUCCUUCCCAGGCUAUCCUGCGAACGGCAGACACUACGGACUCAAAACAGAUGGUUUUCCUCAGCCCGGUGCUGGAGACUCCAUCGCCUUUAACCGCCACGGAUACCCGGAUUAUUUCUACAACACCUCCGUGGACAUCCGAGACAAGACACAGCAGAUCAUCCCUUCUCCAGAGUCGGAGGUUUUGGCUUCCGGAAAGCACAAAGACGGCAAGCCAGAAUUCGACCCAAGCAACCCGGUGGCGAAUUGGAUACACGCUCGUUCAACAAGGAAGAAACGGUGUCCAUAUACAAAAUAUCAGACUCUCGAACUCGAAAAGGAGUUUUUGUUCAAUAUGUACCUUACCAGGGACCGUCGAUAUGAGGUCGCUCUGGUCCUUAAUUUGACCGAGAGACAGGUCAAAAUAUGGUUCCAGAAUCGGCGGAUGAAGAUGAAGAAAAUGAAUAAAGAGAAGACAGAAACCAAUGAGCCGUAACGUGCCCUAUGGACACAUUGACUCGUACACAUUCAGAAAAAUGCCACUCAUGG